GAAAGCAGAUCGGCCAAUCCUGCCCACUGUCGCCCCGUUCACGAGCGACCCCAUCCAACCACAUACACAGCCCGGGGUAUCCGCUCUGACAGGUCCGGGUGCCUGAUUGGGCCCGUCCUCAUUGUCAUUUCAGCGUCUCUCCAGCACUUCCCAGUUCCUGUCGGCGGCCGGAGGUCCAACGUCAUUUAACAACUAAACAUCAGCCGAAAGCUCCUUCACCUUGCACCACCACAACAAUCUCACGAGACUGUCGGGUCAAUCACCCCAUAUAGCGCCGGACUCUCUCAUUCAAUUCUGCUCGCUCGUCGAAUAAAUUGCGAUUCGAAUCGCACUGUCUAUCGUCGACAUUGACAGUUGCUUUGAGUCAGACAUGUCGUACCAACAGUAUAACCAAAAUCCCUACGCCCAGGGCCCCCAGGCCGAAGGCGGAUACGGCUAUGACAACCAACAGCCUCAAUAUGGCCAAGGCCAGUACGAAAUGCAGCCGUACGGAGAGGCGGACAAGUAUGCCGGGCAAUCCGCGCCUCGCACUCUGAGCCAGCAAGAUUUCCUCGCCCGGGUCCAACAACUGCGCACAGAAAUCAAUGGCCUGACUUCCGACAUUGAGGGCAUUGCCCAGCUUCACCAGCGCUCUCUCGGUUCCCCCGACGGCAGCACCAGCGCCCAGCUUGAGCAGGCUGUCUCCGCAACGCAAAUCCGCAACACCGGCGUCAAGGAAGGCAUCAAGGCCCUCGAAAGGGAUCUAUCCAAGACACAGGACGGAUCGCGCGCAACCAAGACCGCGCAGCUGAACUCCCUGAAGAACACUUUCAAGUCCGAGCUCGAAAAGUACCAGCAGAUCGAGCGCGAUUACCAGAAGCGGUACCGCGACCAGAUUGCCCGCCAGUACCGCAUCGUCAAUCCGGAAGCGACGGAAGAUGAAGUAGAGCAGGCGACACAGAUGGACUGGGGUGACGAAGGUGUAUUCCAAACAGCGCUCAAAUCCAACCGGACAGGUCACGCCAACACUAUUUUGGGCAAUGUCAGAGCCCGCCACAGCGAGUUGCAGCGCAUUGAGCAGACCAUGAUGGAGCUUGGCCAACUCUUCCAGGAGUUGGCCACUCUUGUCGAGCAGCAGGAGCCCGUCGUCCAGGCCGCCGAGCAGAACGCCGAACAGACUGUCGAAAACAUCCAAAAGGGCAACGAAGAAGUCAAAGUUGCGACAGACCACGCGCGCAGACGCAAGAAGCUCAAGUGGUGGUGCCUCCUCGUUGUUGUACUCAUCAUCCUUGCCAUUGCGCUCGGUGUCGGUUUGGGCGUUGCUCUCACCAAGAAGAAUUAACGAGUA
Colletotrichum acutatum is the source of this 1327-nucleotide messenger RNA. Its product is annotated as SNARE domain-containing protein. The transcript has 3 exons. The record is from RefSeq and is a predicted model, not a curated record. The coding region runs from base 371 to 1321 and encodes 316 amino acids. Gene Ontology annotation, molecular function: SNAP receptor activity; SNARE binding. Gene Ontology annotation, biological process: vesicle fusion; intracellular protein transport; exocytosis. Lineage: Eukaryota; Fungi; Ascomycota; Sordariomycetes; Glomerellales; Glomerellaceae. Gene Ontology annotation, cellular component: SNARE complex; plasma membrane; endomembrane system.